This is a messenger RNA of Lactuca saligna, 381 nucleotides long. The record is from the annotation of a GenBank genome assembly. Lineage: Eukaryota; Viridiplantae; Streptophyta; Magnoliopsida; Asterales; Asteraceae.
AUGUUGAUGAACAUCGUCUUCUACCUCUGUAUACUCUUUCCGAUCAUCCGUAUCAAGCACGAUUUGCUCAAUUUAAUCACGGAGUUCUUCUCCUACUUGUUUCGAUACGAUCACAAUACUCCAUACCCAAGCCUCGUCGAUCUUCCCGUUAUCAGGUUCGAAGAGCUGCUGGAAAGGCGAAACAGAUCUGUGGAGGAGAUGUGCUUCAUAUGCUCUGCCGAUUUCCAUCUCGAAGACGUUGUUUGUCAGCUCAGUAGGUGUCGUCAUGUCUACCACUCCGACUGCGUCGCUCAAUUGCUUCAACAGAAACAACCGACUUGCCCGUUCUGCCGCUCUCCGAUCUUCUCCGGCCUUUCACCGAUGGCUUGUGAAAACUUUUGA